UUUCCCCUAAAGAGAAGCCGAGAACACGCGUAACCGAGCAAGCUCUGGUGAUUAAACCGUAUUACCAAACCCAGCCCUAACGCGAGCACUGGAUGAUUUAAUCUCGGACAGAAAGCAAGCAGAAGGAGGAGGAGGAGGAGGAGGAGGAAGAGAAGAGCUAAUCUAAUCGGAUUAUGGAGCUGCACUUUAGGAGCACAUGAAUCUGAGAGCUACAGAUGGACACGCAGCUCGCAGUGCGCAAACGCGAACAGGACAAUGCGGCUUUUAACGACUUUCAGCCGGGAUUAAUUCGUGUUCGGUAAAUGUUUUAUGUAGGCAUCUUGGACGGAGAUACAUGAUGAGGGAUCUACAAACUGGAAUAAGUUUAGGAAGAUAGCCUAAGGGGGAAUGAUGUACGGAGCUACGAGAGAAACGCUAACUUAUUCUUCUUCUUUUUAUUAUCACUACUCUGACUUGGCGAACACUUCGUUUCCGAUGUCAGAUGACUUAAAGUGCGAUUUGACUGGUUAACGGGUUAGAUGUUGCUAAUGAGGGACCAGGAGGAUGGUGGAGGCUCCUCACCGGGCAAACUUAAAGCCAAAGUCAGCAACUCGUCCACUCAAAUCCACCCGACCAUCACGCAGGAGCCGCCGGACAUCCACUACAGCGUCUACGACGAGGAUCUGGGUUCGUGUGAGUUUUCUGAGGAUGACUAUGAGGAAUACGAGGAAUACGAUGAGCUCUCCAACUCGUCCGACACACGGAGCAUCGCCUCGGAUGACUCGUUUUACCCGCCGGAUGAAGAGCUCACGGAGUCGGAGUGCGCACCAACCCCCGGGACUCUGUCGCUUUUCCGGGCCUGUUGCAGUAACAGUGCCCUCACCGUCAAGGCUCUGAUCCGGCAGGGGGUGACGGAGGAAGAGGUGCGAGAAACUGACAAGAACAACCGGACGGGGCUGAUGGUGGCGUGUUAUCAUGGCUACGUGGACAUCGUCAUCGCACUUUCUCUGUGUCCUCAUCUGGAUGUGAACUGGCAGGACAACGAGGGCAACACGGCUCUGAUCACAGCUGCACAGGCCGGCCACAUCAUCAUCACUAACUACCUGCUCAACUACUUCCCUGGCCUCGACAUCGAGAAGAGGAACUGUCACGGAUUCAGCGCGCUGAUGAAAGCUGCCAUGCAGGGCCGAGUGGACUGUGUCCGAGCGCUGAUCAUGGCAGGUGCUGAUUUGGAAGCCAGAGAUAACGGGCGUAAGCUGACUCCUCGUGAGUGGGCGCUGUUCACCGGACGAUACGAGACGGUGUCGGUCAUGCAGCGGCUCGUCCGGCGGCCGUGUCCUGAACAGUGCGGCGACUCGUACCGGCCCGAGUGGCCCUUACUUCCGGCUCUGGUGGCUAAAUCGCAACAGCGCAAAGGCUGCGUCCAGAAGAUGCUGGAGACCCUGCGCGACUUUUUCGACAUCAGCAAUGUGACGGAAGCUUCAGAAGAUGGCGUCUUUGACCACAUGGUGCAGAUGACAACAGCACUGGGCAGCCCGUUUAUCGCCACGUCCUGUCGGACGGUGUGUCCCGGGAGUCCACCGUGCGUCGGAAAACGCCGCUACUCGGUCCAGGAGAUCCUGAAAAAGCAGCGCCUGCAGCAGCUCAAAGGACUCGGACCCGAACGCAUGGAGACGUUCAGACGCCUUUUCCAGAACUCUCGCGUCACUCUGUUGCCUAAACCCAAAGACAGACGCGCUAGCCUUCAGCCCCCGAAUCCCAGGGACUCUUCUGCACUCCGGAGGGGAAGUCUCCUUCCGCUCCACCUGGUGAGACGGAGCAGCGUAAGACCAGGCCUGGUGGUGCCCAAGCUUCGGAUCACCAAGGCUCCGACGGAAUCGUACCAGCCGGAGAAGGAGCGGCGGAAAAGCAGCUGCAACAGUGGCCAGUUCCUUCAGGUGCCCAAGUGGAGAUACAAAGAACUCAAAGAAGAAAGAAAGAAGGCGGAAGAAGCUGAGAAGAAACGUCUGGAGGCCAUCACUCGGAGACACCUCACCGUGGGGAAACAGAAAUAACACCAAGUUGUGCACUACGGGGCUUUUCAUACUUGAAACUUUUGAUGCUGAUGAUAAUUUAUUUUCAUAUUUAUUCUUGGUCACUUUGUGAUACUACAAGCUUUGUAAACAUAAUAAUGUUAGGACCAACAUCCUAGCUGUUCAUGGCUGAAGCAUCUACACUACCAGCAGAAACAUCACAGCCAAAAUAUUUCUACAAACUAAAAAUGUUUUCUAAAGCAAUGCAUAAAAAAAAUCUCAUCUCAGAAACACUUCCUAUCUGUAAAAUCCCAGGAACGAAACCUGAAUGUGAAAUAGGUGAAAUCAGUGGGUGUGGCCUAAUAUUAUAAUGAGCACAUUUGAUCAACUGAGACUCCAGAAAGUUUAUAAGCAGCACCAUGUCUCUUUCUGUUCGAGAGGUGCCAAUACUUAUGAAUCUGGAACACUUUUGAGAAAAAUGCAGAGCAGGCAAAAAUAAAAACACUAAACAGAAUUGAAUAACAUUUCUCCUCACGGAAAACUCACACACGUCACAUCUGUAGUCUGUGUUAAUGCGCUAUUACAUCACAGUGCUGCUGCGUUCUGAUUGGUCAGGACACUACACAUAGACUGAUAUUAAAAAAAAACAACAACAAUAAGCUGAUAUGGUAAAGGUUUCUGAACGUUGCUGAAUGUUCAAUUAAGGUUUAUUAAUUGAACUCUUUGUAAAACUCUGAGGCAAGUUUCCAGAGUUCCUUUCCGGUUUCUCAGGAACAUGAAAUGUUUCUGGGUUUUUUUUCCAUCAUGUGAUCUACAUGAGAGACUGAAAAGACGCUGCUGAGGGAAGGAGUGUUUACAGCUGCUGUAACAGGAAGUGACAUCAGCAACUAAAUCGUUUCCUGGGGAUUAAACGUAACCAUAAACAUAAGAAGUAUGACAGGUGGUUGUGGUAUAAGAGCAAUAAAACACUUCGGAAUUUUUUGAACUAGCGUCUCGGUCCGUCAACGACGAAGCUGCAGUGUGAAAAUUCUCAUGGACACUCUAAUCAGCACCCGAAUCUCAGGUUCUGGACAUUACUGUAUUCCUGACCACGGUACCACUGUGCCUCUGUUCCUACACCUAGUGUUCAUAUAGCUCCCUCAAUGCUGUGUGCUCCAGAAUUAUUGGCACCCCUUCAUGAAAAAUUCAUCUAUUCAGAGUUUCAGAUGAACUGCAUGAUCCCUUAAAUAAAUAAAUAAAUAAAUCUCAAAUAUGAAUACAGCCACAUUGUGUAUACUUUUUGAAGUAUUAAUUUGACAU
Messenger RNA from Hemibagrus wyckioides, 3290 nucleotides. RefSeq names its product ankyrin repeat domain 33ba (gene ankrd33ba). Bases 519 to 2033 code for a protein of 504 amino acids. The record is from RefSeq and is a predicted model, not a curated record. Lineage: Eukaryota; Metazoa; Chordata; Actinopteri; Siluriformes; Bagridae. Gene Ontology annotation, molecular function: protein binding. The transcript is spliced from 4 exons.